Molecule: messenger RNA, 1115 nt
Organism: Nymphaea colorata (pocket water lily)
Lineage: Eukaryota; Viridiplantae; Streptophyta; Magnoliopsida; Nymphaeales; Nymphaeaceae
Product: caffeoyl-CoA O-methyltransferase
Exons: 5
Coding region: 95-838 (247 amino acids)
Molecular function (GO): O-methyltransferase activity; S-adenosylmethionine-dependent methyltransferase activity
Source: RefSeq, a predicted model, not a curated record
CAAAGCCUCAGUUGCCAAUAUCAGCUCUCUCCCUCUCCACCAUCAAAGCCUGAGUUGCCAGAGGAAGCUGAGAAGAGGAAGAAGAAGAGAGGAGAUGGCAACCAAGCAAGAGGAGCAGCAAACUCAGGGUGGUCGCCACCAAGAGGUUGGCCACAAGAGUCUCCUUCAGAGCGAUGCCCUCUACCAGUACAUCUUGGAGACAAGUGUGUACCCAAAAGAACAUGAGGCCAUGAAAGAGCUCAGAGAAGUUACUGCAAAGCAUCCCUGGAACAUCAUGACCACGUCAGCGGAUGAAGGGCAGUUUCUCAACAUGUUAUUGAAGCUGGUUAACGCAAAGAAGACGAUGGAGAUUGGUGUCUAUACUGGCUACUCGCUGCUUGCAACCGCUCUUGCUCUGCCCGACGAUGGAACGAUUUUGGCCAUGGAUAUCAACCGUGAGAACUAUGAACUUGGUUUGCCGGUCAUUCAGAAGGCCGGUGUUGCGCACAAGAUCGAUUUCCGAGAAGGCCCGGCGUUGCCGGUCCUUGACCAGUUGAUUGAAGAUAAAAACAAUCAUGGAUCGUUCGAUUUCAUCUUCGUGGACGCCGACAAGGACAAUUAUCUGAACUACCACAAGCGGCUGAUCGAUUUGGUGAAGGUUGGUGGCGUAAUGGGUUAUGACAACACCCUCUGGAACGGAUCGGUGGUGGCGCCGCCGGAUGCACCACUAAGGAAGUAUGUGAGAUACUACAGAGACUUCGUUUUGGAGCUCAACAAGGCAUUGGCUGCAGAUCCUCGCAUCGAGAUCUGCCAACUUCCGGUUGGUGAUGGCAUCACUCUCUGCCGACGUCUCUACUAGGCCUAAAAGGACAGCCACCAGUCUUGCUGCUCUCUGCUUGGCCUUCCUGCAACUUCUGCUAUAUCUUUGUAAUUUUUUCGUUCUUUUUGCUUUCUUCCUUUGGCUUGUGGGAUUUGAAACAAUGUUGGAAUGAGGCAUGGCGCGGCAAGCCAACAAAUCCCCAUCUAAAAGAUUACUGGUUUAGAAGUUCUUGUUAUUUUUCAUGAAAUGUUAAAUCAAAGCUGAAGUAAUACAGCCGCAUUUUAUAUGAGAAUCGAAUGUCUAUUCUGGUGUGCAA